Miscanthus lutarioriparius is the source of this 879-nucleotide messenger RNA. The record is from the annotation of a GenBank genome assembly. NCBI's taxonomy places the organism in Eukaryota, Viridiplantae, Streptophyta, Magnoliopsida, Poales, Poaceae.
AUGGGGAGGGCGCCGUGCUGCGAGAAGGAGGGGCUGCGGCGGGGCGCGUGGAGCCCCGAGGAGGACCAGCGCCUGGUGGUCUACAUCCAGCAGAACGGCCACCCCAACUGGCGCGCGCUGCCCCGGCAGGCGGGCCUGCUCCGCUGCGGGAAGAGCUGCCGCCUCCGCUGGAUCAACUACCUCCGCCCGGACAUCAAGCGCGGCAACUUCUCCGCCGACGAGGAGGCCCUCAUCGUCCGCCUCCACCGCGAGCUCGGCAACAGGUGGUCAGCGAUCGCGGCGCAGCUGCCGGGGCGCACCGACAACGAGAUCAAGAACGUGUGGCACACCCACAUCAAGAAGCGCCUGGAGGACGGCGACGACGGGGAGGACAAGAAGAAGGCGCGCAAAAGCAAGCUCGCCGCCGCCAAGAGAUCGGCCGCCAAGAAGGCCACCGACGUCGACGCCGACGCCGUGGACAACAGCGAGCAGCAUCAGCCGUUCCUGACGGCGUCGCCGAGGCUGUCAAGCAGCGUGAGCAGCGGCAUGACGACGUUCUCCACGGCCACGGACUCAGCCGCAGCCGUGUCGUCGUCGGCCGACAACGCGGCCACCACCAGCCACCAGCAGGAGCAGCAGCAGCAGGUCGGCGCCAUCAGCAAGGCGGAGACCAUGGAGAUGGAAACGAGCUUCAGCGCCGCCGAGCUGUUCCCGCCCAUCGACGACAGCUUCUGGUCGUCGGCGGACGUCAUGGACAUGGGCCUCGCCGCCAUGGACGAAGAGCUGGGCCUCGGCCUCGCGGACCCGCUCUCGUCGUCGUCCACGAGGGACGAGGACAUGGAGUUCUGGCUCAAGAUGCUGCUGGAGGCCGGCGACAUGAGGGACUUGAGCGUCUUGUAA